AUGGUCGAUUACCUGAAGAAGACGUGUAUUGCUCAAUCACACAUUCAUGAUACUACUGCUAUGUGUCCAAGAAACAAGAAGAUUGCGACGAAAGAGGAAGAGAGCAAACAAUUUGCCAUGGACGAGCAGAUUGAGACCGGUUUCAAGUGGUCUGAAGUUGUCUGGUAUAAUGUGAUCGUGCUGGCCUUGUGGCACAUUGGGGCACUGUACGCACUACUAUUCGUCAUGCCGCACUGUUCGUUCAAGCAAUUGCUGGUGCUCUGGGUUUUGCUCUGGAUUGUGGCCGGCCUGGGCAUCACGGCAGGUGCACACCGUCUCUGGUCACACCGUGGCUACAAGGCUAAGCUACCAUUACGUAUAUUCCUCAUGCUGUGCAACUCGAUGGCAUUUGAGGGCACCAUUUUUGAGUGGUCUCGCGACCACCGUGUACACCACAAAGGAUCAGACACGACGGCAGACCCGCACAACUCGGAGCGUGGACUCUUCUUUGCGCACAUGGGCUGGGUCAUGGUGCGCAAGCACAAGAACGUGCGCAUUGCCGGUAAGAAGCUUGAUUUCUCGGACCUCCUGGAUGAUCCUGUCGUUACCUUCCAGAUCAGGCAUUAUUUGAAGAUGGUGCUACUCAUGUGCUACCUGUUGCCCACGGCCCUGGGCUACUAUCUUGAUAGUAUCUGGGCGGGUUUCUGGGUAGGCGGUGUCUUUCGUCACGUCUGGGUACUACACAUGACGUGGAUGGUGAAUAGUGUAGCGCACUUCUUUGGGUACAGGCCAUACGACCGCAAAAUCCAUGCCGUCGAAAAUCUUAUCGUUGCGCUCGGUGCACUCGGCGAGGGCUACCACAAUUACCACCACAAGUACCCGUCAGAUUACGCGACGAGCGAGUGGGGAAUCCUUAGCGGACAAUUUAAUCCGACCAAGGCGUUCAUCGACUUUUGCGCCCUAAUUGGCCAGGCCUACGAUCUCAAGCGUAGUCGUACAGCCGCGAAAACCCGCGAGCACAUGGCGAAGCAGUUUUGCGAGGAGCGUCUGAAACGCGGAACAAGUCCGGAUAUGUCAUGGUGGGACCGCCAACUGAGUCAGUUCUUUUUUGGCAAGUCGGAAGCUCAGAUCUUUUAG
Peronospora belbahrii is the source of this 1116-nucleotide messenger RNA. The record is from the annotation of a GenBank genome assembly. Lineage: Eukaryota; Oomycota; Peronosporomycetes; Peronosporales; Peronosporaceae.